AUCGACCUCGAUCCGACCACGGGCUUGCCCAAAGGUGCCGGCACAGUGCCCUUCAAGCUCGAGGACCACCCGGCCGGCCACAGCGGGCGCAGGCUCAAGGUCGCAAUGAUCGGCGCCGGCUUCUCGGGCAUCAUCGCCGGUAUCCGCAUCGACCAGAAGCUCAAGAACGUCGACCUCGACAUCUUCGAGAAGAACCACGACGUCGGCGGCACCUGGCUCGAGAACAACUACCCAGGGCUCUGCUGUGACAUCCCGGCACACUGCUACAGCCUCACUUUCGAGCCGAAUCACCGGUGGAGCCACUUCUACGCGUCCGGGCGCGAGAUCCUCGCCUACCUCAAGCGCGUCGCCGCCAAGUACAAGCUCGAGCGCUUCCUUCGCUUCGGGCACAAGUUGACGGCCGCCAAGUGGAACGACGACACCAAGCAGUGGCACCUGUCGUUCGACCUCGUCGACGAGCACGGCAACAAGCACGGCGAGGUCGACAAGGUGGUCGACGUCGUCAUCCAGGGCAUGGGCGGCCUGAACAGGUGGGACUGGCCCGCCAUUCCCGGCAUCCACGACUACAAGGGAAACCUGUAUCACUCGGCCUCGUACCCUGUCGGCCCCGAGGCGGAAAAAGGAAAGACGGUCGCGGUCAUCGGCUCUGGCUCCUCUUCCAUCCAGAUCGUCCCGGCCUUGCAGCCCUACGCCGAGCGCGUCGACAACUUUGUCCGAGGCCAAGCCUGGAUCGCGACACCUUUUGCCUCGACCGAGCUCCUCAAGCGCAGCCCGGACGGGAGCAACUACGCGUUCACCGAGGCCGAGAAGGACCGCUUCGAGCACGACGCCGAGUACUACAAGGAGUUCCGCAGCACGAUGGAGCGCGAGCUCAACGGCGUGCACGGCGUCACGCUCCGCGACAGCGAGCUGCAGAACGGCGCGGUCGAGGCGUUCCGGGACCUGAUGCAGAAGAAGCUCGCCUCGAAGCCGCACAUCGCCAAGGCGUUCAUCCCCAACUUUGCCGUCGGCUGCCGGCGACUCACGCCCGGCCCGGGCUACCUCGAGGCGCUCGUCGAGCCCAACGUCGACUUUAUCUCGGCGGGCAUCAAGCGCUUCACCGAGACGGGCAUCGAGACGGUCGACGGCGACCACCGCGAGUACGACACGAUCGUUUGCGCGACCGGCUUCGACACGACCUUCACGCCGCGUAUUCCCAUUAUCGGUCGCAAUGGCAACAACGUGCAGGACUUGUGGGGCGACAAGCACCCGUACCCGUCGCACUACCUCUCGAUGGCGAUCAGCCCCGACCACCCCAACUAUUUCGUCGUCGGCGGGCCCAACUCGGCCCUCGGCAGCGGGUCGCUCCUCGUCCUGUACGAGAACGAGAUCAACUACAUCGUCGAAGCGAUCGACAAGAUGCUGCGGGAGAACAUCCUCGCGAUGUCGGUCAAGCAGGAGGCGGUCGAUGACUGGAUGGAGUACACGCACGAGUACUUCAAGAAGACGGUCUUCUCGACCAAGUGCCGCAGCUGGUACAAGAGGGGCCUCGAGGAAGGACCCGUCACCGCACUUUGGCCUGGCUCGGCGGGCCAUGCCCUCGCCGUCAUCUCGCACCCUCGGUGGGAGGACUUUACGUUCGAGGCGUCCAACCGCAACCGGUUCGGCUGGGUCGGCGACGGCUGGAGCCGCGAGGAGGUUGAGGGCGGGAACACGGCCUACUACCUCGACCAGAUCGACCAACCGCCUGUCCCCAAAUGAGCGCUCGAAGGGUUGCAGCUGGCGAGGCGCACAGGCUGGCUGCGAGCGGGAGCAGGGUCGAAAGUGGCCCCGGCGACGAGGAGCAGGUCGGUGUUGCGAGAUCUUGUGUAGUCGGAUCAUCUCAGUUGUCAUUGCAGGACUGUAUCGCU
This is a messenger RNA of Rhodotorula graminis WP1, 1889 nucleotides long. RefSeq lists its product as uncharacterized. The transcript has 15 exons. Gene Ontology annotation, molecular function: N,N-dimethylaniline monooxygenase activity; NADP binding; flavin adenine dinucleotide binding. The record is from RefSeq and is a predicted model, not a curated record. NCBI's taxonomy places the organism in Eukaryota, Fungi, Basidiomycota, Microbotryomycetes, Sporidiobolales, Sporidiobolaceae. The coding region runs from base 106 to 1740 and encodes 544 amino acids.